ACCUCUUUGCUUAAUCUUCUCUACUGCUUCGGUUUUCAAUUCUGAUUUAUAGUUUUGUACUUGGUCUAAUUUGUAUAGGAAGCUAGGAAAGUGUGACUGUGUGAUUAUAUAUAUAUAUAUAUGUAUGUAUAUGGUGUGGAUGAGAAGGGGAGUUGUUGUUGUUGAUGGGUAAAGGCAGACCUAGGGCUGUGGAGAAGGGGGUGGUGGGGCCCAAUUUGAGCUCUGCUUCGUCUUCUUCGUUGAACAUACCGUCUGCACCUGUGUUUUAUCCUAGUGAGGAUGAGUUUAGGGACCCUUUGGAGUAUAUAUAUAAGAUCAGGGCUGAGGCCGAGCCCUAUGGGAUUUGUAGGAUAGUUCCACCGGAGAGCUGGAAGCCUCCAUUUGCUCUGGACUUGGAUUCGUUUACUUUUCAAACCAAGACGCAGGCGAUCCAUCAGUUGCAGGUGAGGCCUGCUUCGUGUGAUUCGACGACUUUUGAGUUGGAGUAUAAUAGGUUUUUGGAGGAUCAAGGUGGGAAGAGGCUGAGGAGGAAGGUGGUUUUUGAGGGGGAGGAGUUGGAUUUGUGUAAGCUGUUUAAUGCGGUGAAGAGGUAUGGGGGGUUUGAUAAGGUUGUGAAGGAAAAGAAGUGGGGUGAGGUUGUGAAGUUUGUGAGGCCGGUUAGGAAGGUGUCUGAGUGUUCGAAGCAUGUGUUGCACCAGUUGUAUUUGGAGCAUUUGAUUGAGUACGAGGAGUAUUAUAAUAAGCUGAAUAAUGAGGGGACAAGGUGUUGUAAGAGAGGUUUGCCGGAGGAGAAGAAGAGUGAACAAAUUGCUGAGUGUUCUAGCUCCAAAAGGAGGCGAAUGAAUAAUAAUGAUGGUGAAAAGGCUAAGGCUCGUAAGGUAAAGAAGGAAGAGGAGGAGCAUGAUCAGAUUUGUGAGCAGUGCAGAAGUGGGCUGCACGGGGAAGUAAUGCUUUUAUGUGAUAGGUGCGAUAAGGGGUGGCACAUUUACUGUCUCUCUCCACCUUUGAAACAGAUCCCAUCGGGGAAUUGGUAUUGCUUUGAUUGCUUGAAUUCUGAUGAAGAUUGUUUUGGUUUUGUGCCUGGAAAGCGUUUCUCACUGGAAGCUUUUAGGCGUGUGGCUGAUCGGGCCAAGAAGAAAUGGUUCGGGUCAGGCCCUGCAUCUCGUGUGCAAAUAGAGAAAAAGUUCUGGGAAAUUGUAGAGGGUUCCAUCGGUGAGGUUGAAGUUAUGUAUGGCAGCGACCUGGAUACUUCCAUUUAUGGGAGUGGUUUUCCACGGGUAAAUGACCAGAGACAAGAGUUGGUUGAUGCCAAGUUAUGGGAUGAAUAUUGCGGUAGUCCAUGGAAUCUCAAUAACUUGCCCAAGUUGAAAGGAUCAGUUCUCAGAGCUAUUCACAAUAAUAUUACCGGUGUUAUGGUGCCUUGGCUCUAUAUGGGGAUGUUGUUUUCAUCUUUUUGCUGGCAUUUUGAAGAUCAUUGUUUUUAUUCAAUGAAUUAUCAUCACUGGGGAGAGCCCAAAUGCUGGUAUAGUGUCCCUGGUAGUGAAGCCAGUGCUUUUGAGAAGGUGAUGCGUAACAGUCUUCCUGAUCUUUUUGAUGCACAGCCUGAUUUGCUCUUUCAGCUUGUCACCAUGUUAAAUCCCUCUGUUUUGCAAGAGAAUGGAGUUCCUGUAUACACUGUCCUACAGGAGCCUGGAAAUUUUGUCAUCACCUUCCCCAGGUCUUACCAUGGAGGUUUUAAUCUUGGUUUGAACUGUGCAGAGGCCGUUAAUUUUGCCCCUGCCGAUUGGCUACCUCAUGGUGGGUUUGGAGCAGGGCUAUAUCAGCUUUAUCACAAAACUGCCGUUCUAUCUCACGAGGAGCUUGUUUGUGUGCUAGCCAAGAGUAACUGUGACAGCAGAGUAUCACCUUAUGUGAAGAAAGAAUUAGUAAGGAUAUAUAAGAAGGAGAAAACCUGGAGAGAGCGCCUUUGGAGAAAAGGAAUCAUCAAAUCAUCUCUAAUGUCGUCUCGGAAAUUUCCUGAAUAUGUUGGUACUGAGGAGGAUCCUAUGUGCAUUAUAUGCCAGCAAUAUCUCUACCUCUCCGGUGUUGUUUGUCGUUGUCGGCCAUCCACAUUUGUGUGUCUGGAGCACUCGGAACGUCUUUGUGAGUGCAAAUCUGGCAGGCUCCGUCUUCAUUAUCGCCAUACACUUGCAGAAUUGCACGAUUUGGUGCUUGGAGUGGAUAAACAUUAUUCUGAGGAGACAACAAAAACCAGAACAAAAAAAAGACAACUCCAGUGCUCCAAUGAACCUACUGCUUUAACAAAAAAGGUCAAAGGUGGUCACGCUAGUUUUGCCCAACUUGCGGACCAAUGGCUUUUGCGCGCGUGCAGGACUUUCCAGGGUCCGUAUUCCAGAGAAGACUAUGUUACUGUAUUGAAAGAAGCUGAACAAUUUGUUUGGGCUGGUUCAGAGAUGAAAAAUGUUCGGGAAAUGGCGAAUAAUUUGAAAGAAGCUCGGAAAUGGGCAGAGGAUGUGAGAAAGUCGGUAUCUAAAAUUGAAAGCUGGUCCUCUAAUCGGGACAAGGACCUAGAGAAGAUUCAUGUGGAAUAUAUCAAUGAGCUGCUGAGCUUUGAUUCGUUGCCCUGUGAUGAGCCUGGGCAUCUGACUUUGAAGGAUUAUGCUGAAAAGGCAAGGAUGUUGAUAGGAGAAAUUAAUACUGCUGUGUCUUCAUGCUCAAAAGUCCCCAAGUUGGAUUUGUUGUACAACAGAGUUUGUGAGUUCCCUGUUUAUGUAAAGGAAAGCGAAAGGUUACAACAAAAAAUUUCAUCUGCAAAGUUUUGGAUAGCAGGCAUAACAAAUUGCAUCUCAGAGAAACAGCCCGCUGCAAUUAAGCUGGAUUUUCUCUACAAAUUAAAAUUGGAGAUUCCAGAAGUUGAAGUUCAACUCUCACAGAUAGAAAUGCUUUCUGAUCUAGUAGAGAAAGCUGAAUCAUGUCGAGCUCAUUGUGUUGAAAUUUUGAAAGGUCCUAUUACCCUCAAGGAUGUUGAGGCGCUUCUUCUAGAAUGGGAUACUUUUAUUGUCGAGAUACCGGAGUUGAAGCUUUUGAGACAAUACCACACUGAUGCUGUUUCUUGGAAUGCUCGUUUUAAAGCAGUUCUUAUAAAAGUUCAUGAAAGAGAGGACCAACAAAUUGUAGUUGAUGAGUUGGAGCACAUUCGAAAGGAUGGGCAAAUUUUGAGGAUCCAAGUUGAUCAGAUGCCUUUGGUUGAGUUUGAGUUGAAAAAGGCUCGGUGCAGGGAAAAGGCUUUGAGGAUGCGAGAAACUAAAGUGUCUCUGGACUUCAUACAAGAAGUGGUGGUGGAUGCAGAAGGUUUACAUAUUGAGGGAGAACAAAUAUAUGUUGAUAUGUCCAAAGUACUUGAUGCUGCCAUCCAAUGGGAUGAAAGAGGAAAGUAUAUUCUUGCACAUGGUGCUCACAUAUCUGACUUUGAGGAUGUUAUUAGGAGUUCGGAAAACAUACAUGUGACUUUACCUUCUCUCCUUCACGUCAAGGAGGCACUAUCAAAAGCUGUGGCCUGGUUGAGUAAAUCUGAACCAUUUCUUCUGCAUUGUUCUCUGGAAUCUGCCUCAAGUUCAUUGCUGAAAGUUGACACCUUGAAGGAGUUGAUUUCUGAGUCGAAUAAUCUUAAAGUAUCUAUGAAAGAAAUAAAGAUACUUGAAACUGUUUUGAUGAACUGUGAGGAAUGGGAGAAUGAUGUUUGCUCUCUACUGCAAGACACAAGGUGUCUAUUGGAUAUGACGGUCAUUAGUGAGGGGAUAAGCGAGGGACUUAUUUCCAAGAUUGAACAUGUACUUGCAAGGAUAGGAUCUUUGGAAAACACCGGUUUAUCUCUUACUUUUGACUUUGUGGAGCAUGCACAACUCAAGGACGCUUGUUCUAUGCUGCAAUGGUGUAAGAAGGCUAUCUCUUUCUGCUCUGCUGCUCCUACUCUGGAGGAUGUUGAGAGUUUGAUGAGUGAUGCAUCAUGUUGUACAAAUGCCUCGGGUGCACUCUUUGAUACAUUGUUUGAAGGAGUGAAAUGGCUUAAGAAAGCUACAGAGAUUAUUUCUGCAUCUAGCAAUUCUACAAGAUGCAAGUUUAGUGAAGCCGAAGAAGUUCUUGCUGAUUCUCAGAGUAGGAGUUUGUCCUUCCCUCUGACAGUUACUCAAAUUGAAAGUGCCAUUGAGAAACACAAGUCUUGGCUUGAGCAAGUGCAUCAAUUUUUCAGCCUAAGGCUGGGGGAACGAUCCUGGUCUCUUAUGCUACAGCUAAAGGAGUUUGGGAUAGCUGGAGCUUUCAAUUGCCCAGAACUAGAUUCAAUAUUAUCUGAAGUUGAAAGGGUUCAGAGGUGGAAGAGACACUGCAUGGAUAUAUUCAGAUUCGGGGAGAAGAAUUCACUGCUCGGUGCUUUAGAAAAGUUACGGCAGACUCUGGAUAGUUCUAUGCAUAUAUAUGACGACGCAAAUAGUUUGAAAAAUAAAGGUUCUUAUGCGUGCUGCUCCGCGGGUUCUCUGGAUCAGGAGUUUGUUACCUGUUCUUCCUGCAAGAAAUGCUACCAUUUGCGGUGCUUAGGAUCUUGGACAGUAGGGGGGAAACACUCAGAGUAUGUGUGCUUGUGUUGCCAGUAUUUAGUAUCUGCAACUUUGCAAAAUGAAGGAAGUCCUCAGGGUUUUGGAGUAGUCCGUCCAGCAAUGCAAAAGAUUAUUGAACUUCUGUCUGAAGAGAAUUUCUGUGUUUGUAUUGAAGAAAGAGAGAUAUUGAAAGACAUUUUAAAGCAAGCUCGGGUAUGCAAGGCACACUUGGAAGCAAUAGUAGAUUUUGCGUUAGCUUAUGUGGACAAAGAUCUAAGUGUCAUCUUUGAAAAACUAGCCACUGCUCUAAAGGCCAUAGAAUUACAAGGUUUUUAUGAUGAUGAGGGUUACUGCAACCUUACAUUGGCAUUGUCAAGAUACUCGUGGAAAGUCAGAGUCGAUGGAUUACUGGAGGGUUCAAAAAAGCCCACAAUCCAACAGAUUCAACAGCAUUUAAAAGAGAGAGUGGCUGUGAACAUUUCACCUGCGGAUUACUAUAAGCAAAAACUUACAGAACUGAAGUGUAGUGGCUUGCAGUGGGCAGAUAAGGCUAAGAAGGUUGCGGCUGAUGCUGGGGCUCUACCCCUGGACAAAGUUUUUGAACUUAUUUCAGAGGGUGAAAACUUACCUGUUCUUGUAGAGAAGGAACUUAAGCUAUUGAAAGAACGGAGUAUGCUUUAUUGCAUAUGCAGAAAGCCUUACGAUCAGAGAGCAAUGAUUGCAUGUGACAAAUGUGAUGAGUGGUAUCACUUUGGUUGUAUGAAAUUACAUUCCACACCGAAGGUUUACAUUUGUCCUGCAUGUGAGCCUCAAGAGAAAACGUUGUCUACGUCAGCAGUUGUUGAUUAUGAGAGAUGUACUGAUGCGAAAUGUGUAGAACCAAAAACGCCCUCUCCCAAGCACACAAAGUCCAAGAUGAGCCCAAACCAGGAAGGGGUUAUUGCAACACAAACGAAGGUUGCAAGUACAGAUGACACCAACAUUUUUAGGUGUUCUGGUGGGAUAGACCGUUUAUGGUGGCGAAAUCGGAAACCAUUCAGAAGGGCCGCUAAAAAGCGGGCCGAGCUUGAUUGUCAAUCUCUGGUUUCUCAUUUGCAACAAUGAGUACAUGGAAAUCAAUUGUUUAGCCUUAAUUCAAUUAAUUCAUUGAUUUUAAUUCCUUUUAGCCCAGUUAGAUAGUCCCUAAUUGCGUACUCAAUAAGUAGGUAAACAAAAUCAUUUCAAAGUUGCUUGCUCGUGCUUGGCCGCUUGUCGGAUUUUGAUAGUACGACAGCAACUGCAAUGAGGUUGGAUUAGCAAUUGAGAUUUUUUACUCCUACCCUGAGUCAGGGUGGAUAACUGCUUCAAUGUCGUUUCAGCCGAACAUUUGAUUGAACAAUUCUUAUGUAAAAUUCAAUUCAUCUGCAUAACUUGUAUCAGCAA
Argentina anserina (silverweed cinquefoil) is the source of this 6014-nucleotide messenger RNA. Its product is annotated as lysine-specific demethylase JMJ17. The transcript is spliced from 33 exons. Gene Ontology annotation, molecular function: DNA binding; histone demethylase activity. The record is from RefSeq and is a predicted model, not a curated record. The coding region runs from base 165 to 5696 and encodes 1843 amino acids. Gene Ontology annotation, biological process: regulation of gene expression; chromatin remodeling. Gene Ontology annotation, cellular component: nucleus; chromatin. Lineage: Eukaryota; Viridiplantae; Streptophyta; Magnoliopsida; Rosales; Rosaceae.